AGUUACUUCCUGACUGUUCUUCCAGCUAACAACAACACAAGUGGCUACUGGCUAGCAAUCGGGGUGACAUUAUUGAUCAACUAAGUUUUCUUUAUUGUCAACGUCGAUGUAACAUUUGAUGUCAUCUCUCUGUUUUAAAACGUAGAGAGUUAGCAGGUUUGCUGGCUGACUGGCUGUUUCGCCAUAACUACUAAGUUGACGUUAGCUAACUGCUAGCGUUUCUAUCGGAAGACUGUAGGCAUGAUGGCGUCCAGCUACAACGCAAAGGAGGAAGACGGGCAUCACCCUGGGGCCUCUGGGCCAGGUGGAGCGGCAGCGAACAGUAAAAAGCCUGAUAAUACAGCUUUCAAACAGCAACGUUUGCCAGCUUGGCAACCAAUUCUUACAGCAGGCACCGUUCUUCCUGCAUUUUUCGUAAUCGGCCUUAUAUUCAUUCCUAUCGGAAUCGGUCUCUAUGUCACGUCAAAUAACAUCAAGGAAUUCGAGAUUGAUUAUACGGGGAUAGACAUGUCCAGUCCCUGUUUCAACUGUUCUCAGAACUUCAGCUGGAAUAGCACUACACCAUGUAAAUGUUCUCUUCCCUUUUCUUUGGACCAACCGUUCGAGAGUAAUGUCUUCAUGUACUAUGGCCUUUCAAACUUCUACCAAAACCAUCGCCGCUAUGUGAAGUCCAGAGAUGAUAGCCAGCUCAAUGGAGACUCUUCCUCUCUCAAGAGUCCUAGCAAGGAAUGCGAGCCAUACCGUGAAUCCAGUGACAAAAAGCCAAUUGCCCCAUGUGGUGCGAUUGCAAACAGCAUGUUCAAUGACACUCUGGUGUUGUACUACAUUGACCCGAAUGGCACUAGAACAGAAAUCCCCCUUGUUGACAAAGGUAUUGCGUGGUGGACAGACAAACACGUGAAGUUCAGGAAUCCUGGAGGCAGUAACGCCAACCUCACUGCCAGUUUCCAAGGUACUUCUAAGCCUGUGAACUGGAAUAAACCAGUUUAUGAGUUGAGUACUGAUCCAGAGAACAAUGGCUUCAUCAACGAGGACUUCAUCGUUUGGAUGCGUACCGCUGCGCUUCCCACCUUUCGCAAGCUGUAUCGCAUCAUCCAGAGGAAAAACAGCAUGACUCCAACACUGCCCCAGGGUGACUACACCUUGGAGGUCGCCUACAAUUACCCUGUGCGUAGCUUUGAGGGCCGCAAGCGCAUGAUCCUCAGCACCAUCUCCUGGAUGGGGGGAAAGAACCCCUUCCUGGGCAUUGCAUACAUCACUGUGGGCUCUGUCUGCUUCUUCCUGGGUGUGGUGUUGCUCAUUAUCCACCAUAAACACGGCAACCGCAGCAGCGCUGACAUCCCCAACUAGACCGCGUCAUCAUGGCCAGAGCAGCAGUGGUCUGCAUGCUUGUCUGGCCGAGGGCAUGCAUGAUAAAGAGACGGUUGUGGUGCAAGCUUUUGCCAUUGCGUCUGCUCUGUGUGCAUAUGUGCAUUUGGGUUGUCUGCUUGUGUAUGUUAAUUGACUGGAUGUCAGAGGACUAAGAAAUAGUUAAACUUGGAAGUGUAUUUAUUUUUAUUCUGAUUCUGAUAUUGCAUUAUGACGUGACUAUGACUAAUAUUUUAUGCUUGAGAGGAAAUGCUAGGACCUCCCCUCAGACAUUGUGCUGAUGUUACUACUGAUUGGAAUGCUCUAUGUCAAGGGAAAAAAAACAGGUUAUUCCAAGGGGUAUUUUUAAUACUGCCAUUAUGAGAAUGUUCUAUUCAGAUAUUUUUUUUUUUACUGGUGUCCGCAACAAAAGACGUAAACAGUUGAAGUUAUUUUGUGCUAUAUGAAUGAAUACAUGUGAUACUUUGUCAGUUUACAUAAUGUCCACAGUAGUGGCCAGCUAGGCUUUGGUUAACAUCUUUUAGAGGUUGGCUUUAUUCAUUUUGUGUUUUUGUCUAGGUCACAUGCUGCCACUUUCUUUGCAGGGCUUUACAAAUCUGUGUGCCAGCAAUGGAUUUAGCUGUAUAGAUGGAGUUGAUAAUUAAAUUGUUUUAUGUUAAAGGUCCCAAAAGAGAUGAAUGACUAUGUAAAUAAUUAAAAGUAGCAAGAGACUUUAAAAGCAGAGUGAUCAUUUGUAAUUGAGGGUCUCGUGAAGAUUUGGGGGCCUUUUAUGUUUAUUUCAUAUUUUAUUCUUUUCACUGAAGUGGCAAGACCUUGAGGUUUUUUACUGUUCACAACAUAUUUUGCACUUCUGAAUUGUCAUAGAUUUCCUUUAUCCAGUAGGCUGACAAAAAAAAAAAAAAACUGUCAGUUUUGUCUUACGCCAGUGUGCUAUUUACCCUUUAUGUCAUUACACAAAUAAAAAAGAAACUUGAAUCA
Molecule: messenger RNA, 2346 nt
Organism: Alosa sapidissima (American shad)
Lineage: Eukaryota; Metazoa; Chordata; Actinopteri; Clupeiformes; Clupeidae
Product: cell cycle control protein 50A-like
Exons: 7
Coding region: 241-1350 (369 amino acids)
Biological process (GO): phospholipid translocation
Cellular component (GO): plasma membrane; Golgi apparatus; endoplasmic reticulum
Source: RefSeq, a predicted model, not a curated record